This is a messenger RNA of Castor canadensis (American beaver), 3081 nucleotides long. It is a transcript of the gene Tsr1, whose product is annotated as TSR1 ribosome maturation factor. Gene Ontology annotation, biological process: maturation of SSU-rRNA from tricistronic rRNA transcript (SSU-rRNA, 5.8S rRNA, LSU-rRNA); ribosome biogenesis; endonucleolytic cleavage of tricistronic rRNA transcript (SSU-rRNA, 5.8S rRNA, LSU-rRNA). Lineage: Eukaryota; Metazoa; Chordata; Mammalia; Rodentia; Castoridae. The record is from RefSeq and is a predicted model, not a curated record. Gene Ontology annotation, cellular component: preribosome, small subunit precursor; nucleus. Gene Ontology annotation, molecular function: GTP binding; GTPase activity; U3 snoRNA binding.
AGCUGUGCGUCAUGGCAGCUCACCGCUCAGGCCCGCUGAAGCAGCAGAACAAAGCUCAUAAAAGCGGGCGACAUGGGGGUAGAGGAUCCGCACAGAGGGGCGGCAAAGGUCGUGUAGAACUGAAAGUCCUGUGCAAGAAGGUGAGAAAAGAGUUGAGCCGAAUAGACCAGAGGCAUCGUGCCAGCCAGCUCCGAAAGCAGAAGAAGGAGGCGGUUCUGGCAGAGAAGAGACAGCUGGGCAGCAAGGAUGGGCCUCCUCAUCAGGUGCUUGUGGUGCCUCUGCAUAACAGGAUUUCUAUUCCUGAGGCCUUUGGACUGUUUCAGGAUGGAAACUUGGGAACAGUACACCUGAAUGGAUGCAGAAGCACUGAUAAUUUUAUGCUGCUAUGCUCACGUUUGAAACAUCGGUGGUUCUUCACACAUGCAAGGCCAGGGGAUCUGCACACUGUGUUAGAUAUGGCUAAAGUGGCUGAUACCAUCCUGUUCCUUCUUGAUGCACUAGAAGGCUGGGACAGCACUGGGGAUUACUGCCUUUCCUGCCUUUUUGCUCAGGGUCUUCCCACCUACACACUAGCUGUCCAGGGAGUUUCUGGCCUUCCACCAAAGAAGCAAAUAGAUGUCAGGAAGAAGCUAAAUAAAGCAGUGGAGAAGCGCUUUCCUAAUGACAAACUCCUCUUGUUAGACACCCAACAGGAGGCAGGGAUGCUGCUUAGGCAGUUGGCUAACCAAAAGCAAAGGCAUCUUUCUUUUCGAGAUCGAAGGGCCUACCUGUUUGCCCAUGCUGCUGAUUUUGUGCCUAGCAAAGAGAAUGACUUAGUGGGAACCUUGAAAAUCUCAGGCUAUGUUCGUGGGAAGACUAUGAAUGUAAAUAGCUUGCUGCAUAUUGUUGGACAUGGUGAUUUCCAAAUGAAACAGAUAGAUGCUCCUAUGGACCCUUUUCCUCUAAAUACUAGAGUGAUUAAAUCCCAAAAGGACUCAAGCAUGACAAUGGAGACUUAUGCCACAGAUGAUACAACUGAUAUGGAAGAAGACCUUAAGGUCCUAGUAAAGGCAGACCCUGAUAGACAGCAGUCUUUGCAAACAGAGGUUAUCCCAGAUCCAAUGGAAGGGGAGCAAACCUGGCCCACUGAGGAAGAGCUGAAUGAGGCAAAUGACUUUAUGAAGCAAGGUUCUAAGGUGGUAAAGAAGGUUCCCAAAGGAACAUCCAGUUACCAAGCUGAAUGGAUUUUGGAUGAAGGUGAUGAAAGUGGUGGGGAAGGAGGUGAAUAUGAUGAUUUAGAACAUGAGGAUUUUAUGGAAGAGGAAUCUCAGGAUGAGAAUGGUGAAGAGGAAGAAGAGGAGGAAUGUGAAACUAUGACUAUAGGGGAGUCUAUGCGUGAUGAUCUGUAUGAUGAGAGAGUAGAUGAAGAAGCUGAGGAAAAAAUGUUGGAGAAAUAUAAACAAGAAAGACUAGAAGAGAUGUUUCCAGAUGAAAUGGACACUCCUCGUGAUGUGGCUGCUAGAAUUCGCUUUCAAAAAUAUAGAGGCCUCAAGAGUUUCCGGACAUCUCCCUGGGAUCCUAAGGAAAACCUUCCUCGAGAUUAUGCUCGGAUCUUUCAGUUUCAGAACUUCACUAAUACUAGGAAAAGCAUCUUUAAAGAGAUUGAGGAAAAAGAAGCUGAAGGAGCUGAGGUUGGAUGGUAUGUCACACUUCAUGUCUCUGAAGUCCCUGUCUCAGUGGUUGAGUACUUCAAGCGAGGAGCACCCUUGAUUGCAUUUUCUUUGCUACCUCAUGAACAGAAGAUGUCAGUAUUGAACAUGGUGGUGAGUCGGAAUCCUGGCAACACUGAACCUGUGAAAGCCAAAGAGGAACUGAUCUUCCACUGUGGAUUCAGGCGCUUCCGAGCCUCACCUUUAUUCUCUCAGCACACUGCAGCGGAUAAACAUAAAUUUCAGAGAUUCCUGACUGCUGAUGCGGCCUUAGUGGUGACAGUGUAUGCACCAAUCACUUUUCCUCCUGCAUCUGUGCUGCUUUUCAAGCAGAAAAGCAAUGGAAUGCACAGUCUUAUUGCUACAGGCCAUCUGUUGUCAGUUGACCCGGACAGAAUAGUCAUCAAGAGAGUUGUUUUGAGUGGUCAUCCUUUCAAAAUUUUUACUAAGAUGGCAGUAGUGCGUUACAUGUUCUUUAACAGAGAGGACGUGCUGUGGUUUAAACCAGUGGAACUGAGAACAAAAUGGGGCCGCAGGGGACACAUCAAGGAGCCUUUGGGUACCCAUGGCCACAUGAAGUGCAGCUUUGAUGGGAAAUUAAAAUCUCAGGACACAGUACUGAUGAACCUCUAUAAACGAGUUUUCCCCAAAUGGACUUAUGAUCCGUAUGUUUCAGAACCAGUACCUUGGGUGAAAAGUGACAUUUCUUCAACAGCGCCUGAAGUGGACAUGGAGUAAUGGAGUCAUUGGGAUUCUGUCAUACUGCUUGCCAGUUACCACUCCAAUGAUGGGAGCCUACAGGUUGUGAUCAGGCAGUUUGCAGUUUCUACUUUAGCUAAUUAGUCUGUUGCCUCUGUUUACAAAGGUCUUCUUAACAAGUGUCUUAACUGACAAUUUUUCUGCUGCUUAGUCUAAAAAAUGAUUACAUCUUACUGAAGUAUCUAUUCUCCAUUAAGAUUUGAAAACUUGUUUAAGAGGGGAAGAUGGAAAACAAAAUUUUUACUACCUGGACACUGAAAUCAUACCUCUUCCUUUUGCAUAAAUUAAACAAAAUCAGACCGAUAAGGAGCUGGCCUUUCAGCCUGUUUGACCCAAGUUAGCGAGGUUAAGUCUACAUUUCCACCACUGAGCACAAUACAAAUGUUCUUUACUUCUGGAGAAACUGUUUGGAAAUUCUGAGACAGCACGGCUGCUACUCCAACACCAGCGGUAGGUUCAAUGAGUAGUUUCAUUCUCUCCCACACCAACUGGGUUGCAUACUGUUGGUAUAGAAGGGAGUAAGGAUUAGUGAAACGGGAAAAGAAUCUAGGAAUCCUAGUAGUUAAGUUCUAAAGGCCAGGUGAGGAUAUAUGCCCAGUCUGAAUUUUGUUGCUAUAUACACUUUCAUCCUAAC